CACUCAAUUCACGUACUAAACUGACAGGACGAUCAAGAACCUAAUCAAGAUAUUUCAGAAUUAAUACCGGACUAUCACAAAUUCAAGCUGAAAUCAUCAUUAUGAUCAUUCCUAAUCACAAUGCUAUUUCUAUCAAUCUCCACAUAAUCAGAUAUCUCCAAAUUCGUUCUUAUAUCACAAACUAAUCAUUUAAAUCCCCGUUAAUUAUUGGCCCUCGGGGUGUGAACAGUGUUCUGUGAACAGUGUCGUGAACAGUACCCAUGAACAGUACCACGACGUGAACAGUAACUGCACUCUCCAAAAUUGGCCAAACCACUAGCUAAUUCACGGGUUUUCUCUCCAAAAAUCACAACAACCAACUAACACUCAAUCACAUAAAUCUCCCUUGAAUUAAGCAACAAAACACACUUAAAUCCCUCUUAAUUGCUACUGGAAUUUCCCCCAUUUUUCUGCAGAAUUUCGGACACACAAGGCAGCAAACAAAAUGGAUAAUUUAAGCCUUAAAAGGCUGUCACAUACCAGAAUUUUCCAGCUAGCAGAACCGAAGCUUGCAGGGGGGAGAGGCCGGCGGCAGUGCAGGAAAAUUCUGCAGGGGACUCACGGGUUCACCCAAAAUCGAAGGAAACAAGAGCAAUCAAAGUUAACCCAAGCCAAUUCAAGCAAGAACAAAGGAAUUAGGGGCUGUUCUUACCGAAAAAAUGCCCAGAAUUUGCACCCACAACAAGAGCAGCCGGCGGACAAAGGCAGAAGAGCAGAGCAGAUCCGGCUUUUCCAGCAGAGGAGGAGAGAUUUAUGGGUUCUAUAUGGGUUCUAGAACAAGAAAGGAAGGCCAAAACCAAGCUUUCUCACCAAUUUUCCAGGGCAUGGCUGGGUUCCUCUUUUUCUUUUUUCUUUCGGGUGCAGCGGGAAACAAGAAGAGCAGAAACGGGCUGGAGAAGAAAGAGGAAAAGGGAGAAAAGAAAUAAGCCAUCCUUAUCCAAUUUCUACUCUUUUAAGCCCCUCAACUUUGGAUAUUUUGGCUCUUAAGCCCAAAACAAUAUUUUUCCACAAUCAAGUCCUUAACUGAAU
This is a messenger RNA of Rubroshorea leprosula, 1068 nucleotides long. The record is from the annotation of a GenBank genome assembly. Lineage: Eukaryota; Viridiplantae; Streptophyta; Magnoliopsida; Malvales; Dipterocarpaceae.